AAUACCGGAAGAUGUGGCGCUUUCGUUUCCGUGUGACCCAGUUAGCUUCGUAGAUUAACAUGGAAUAAUCCUUAUGGCACAGUAUUAAUUUGGCUGUUAUAUUCGUGAAGGCAUAUUUUUUAUGUCUUGCUACUAAAGUUUAGUACCGCGAGCGAAACCAACCUGAGACGAGGAGUUACGAAUCAAAAUGAACUAGACGAUGUUGCCAUUUUGAUUUGGCUAAGCUAGCGGGCGUUAAAAUGAACUGUCAAACCUUAGCUACGCUGCAGAAUAAUUAGAACGAUUUUGCUUGUUCACACAAGCAGGUUAGUUGAGUUUUCUCUCGGACUCAUUAGCAGUUGCACAAUUAGCAAACGUUUUAAGAGAUUGCUUCAAUUCUCCAGUUCCCUUUUGAUGUUCAGCGUUUGGGAGAGGAACCAUUCAGUCCCAUGUCUGCUGAGGCGUCAGUCGGCAGUCAUGCUGCCAUCUCUGCCCGGUCUGCUGUCUCCCAGCCGGCUUUCCAGAGCGCCGUUGAACAAAGACAUCAGGGCCUGCUGGGAAGCAAGUAUGUCAAGUUGAAUGUGGGUGGCUCGCUGCACUUUACUACUGUCCAGACACUGACCAAGGAGGAAAGUGUGCUGCAGAGUAUAUGCAAUGGAGGAACCAAGGUGACCAUUGACUCAGAUGGAUGGGUCAUUUUAGAUCGAAGUGGGCGACAUUUUGGACUCAUUUUGAACUUCCUACGAGAUGGCUCGGUGCCACUCCCCGACGACCACAGAGAACUUGACGAGGUCCUGAAAGAGGCCCAGUACUACAGGGUCCAGGGACUCAUCCAGCACUGCCUCACCGCCAUGCAGAAACAAAAGGACGUAUUUGAAAGUGUGUGUCGCAUCCCCAUGAUCACGUCAGCCAAAGAAGAGCAGAAGAUGAUAGCGACCUGCAGAAAGCCGGUUGUAAAGUUGCAGAACAACAGAGGGAACAACAAAUACUCAUAUACCAGCAAUUCUGAUGACAACUUGUUGAAGAACAUCGAACUGUUUGACAAACUCGUCCUUCGCUUCAAUGGCCGAGUCCUGUUCGUCAAAGACGUGCUGGGGGAUGAGAUCUGCUGCUGGUCUUUUUACGGCGAAGGUCGUAAGAUAGCUGAAGUGUGCUGCACGUCCAUCGUCUAUGCCACAGAGAAGAAGCAGACCAAAGUUGAAUUUCCCGAGGCUCGGAUUUUUGAAGAAACCCUCAAUAUCCUCAUAUACGAGAACAGCAGAAGAUCUGGUCCGGGAGGCUUGCACCUCGUAGACUCAAGAGGUUCCUCAGUGGGCCAGUCAGAAGAAGAGGGUGUAAUGGGCGGGGACAGGCGAGUGCGGAGAAUCCACGUCAGGAGGCACAUAAUGCACGACGAAAGAGGGCACGGCCAGCAAACUGUGUACAAAGAUUAACAAUGUGAAGACAAAAAGGCAUGCGAGACCGACCUGCUCUCGGAGAUGCCUGUGAUGAUGGCAAUAGCGUGAUUGUUAGAUGUCACUGUGUCACUGCCUGAGUAGUGCGUUGUAACUGAAGCAAGACGACGAUGUUAUGUUUACAGGAUAAACGGUUGUGUACAGCUUUUUAAAUAGGAAAAACAGCCUGGGAUGUGAAACUGGCAUCAAUAUUCUUGGCCGCCAUUGGAUGUGGGUGUUGAUGAUAUGCACUGGCAGCCUCCACUGUGUUUGACUUUUUGGGAACACUGUUUCAGGCUUAAUCUGCUUUUAUUUUGUCAGGUUGUCCACCUUUUCACAAAUAGACAAGGUGUUUCUUGACAGUAAUAAGCAUGGGAUGCUCGGGAUGCUUUUUUAAAUUUUUAUUUUUGCUUAGAUAUGUUAACACUGGAAUAGCCUGCGUAGCCAUUAUUUUUGUGAAGUUGUCUAAGAAUGAGAUUUUUGAGCAGCUCCAAUUGUCUAUUUAAAUUAUUUCUGCUGUCGCGUUGUAAGUUGUUUUUUUUUAAUUAAUUUAUGAACCUAAUUUAUUGUCAUGUAUUUAACUUUUGUAUGCAAUCGCAGUGUUAACAUGUUCAAGUGGGUAUCCAUUUGCACUUCAUAGCACACAUCAGAAUUUUAAUUUCUGUAAAUGACUAAAGUUGUAUUUAAGCUUGUUUAAAGAGGAACAUGCCUGUAGGUGAUUCUAAUGUAUUUUAUUCUGAGCCAUGACCUUUCACUUUUCUUCAUGUCUUAUACCAAACCACUGAUAUUUGCUCAACAUUAUUGGCCUCACACCAAUCUUAAUACGUCCAGGGUAGCAUUUUUAUGUUUUUGUACAUUUCCCACUCUCAUUGGAGGAUUUUUAGUACUCUCAGAUCUUUCGUGCAAACCUAAAAGCUAAACUUAAACACUGGACAAUGUGUGUCUCAUUUUUCAAAAAACCCAAUCCUUAUAACACGAUGCACUACUUCCUCUUCCGUCCAAUUGUGGUGAGAACUGUUUUAAAUAAAUUAAGAAAUCCA
This is a messenger RNA of Dunckerocampus dactyliophorus (ringed pipefish), 2452 nucleotides long. RefSeq names its product potassium channel tetramerization domain containing 13 (gene kctd13). The record is from RefSeq and is a predicted model, not a curated record. Bases 429 to 1412 code for a protein of 327 amino acids. NCBI's taxonomy places the organism in Eukaryota, Metazoa, Chordata, Actinopteri, Syngnathiformes, Syngnathidae. Gene Ontology annotation, biological process: negative regulation of Rho protein signal transduction; proteasome-mediated ubiquitin-dependent protein catabolic process; protein ubiquitination. Gene Ontology annotation, molecular function: ubiquitin-protein transferase activity; protein binding. Gene Ontology annotation, cellular component: Cul3-RING ubiquitin ligase complex. The transcript has 7 exons.